AUGACGACAGUACUUCAACUACUUGCCAAAUACUAUGAUUCCGUUAUUAAAUCCGAGCAGAUCUACUCCGAUUAUAUUAGAACCACGGAAAGUGGGUCCAGUGUGAAAGAUGCGGAUUCGAUGUUUAUCAAAGAAACCAUCAGUCUUAAACAUCAAUUGGCUCAGCUAAUUACAGAUUUGAAUCAGGAAAAAAGAGAAAACGAGCGGCUGAGAGAGCUUCAUAAGACGCAAAUUGCGUUUCUGGAGUCUAAACUUGACAGUGCGAAGAGAAAUAUCUCGAAACUGAAAGAUCAGAAUCCUGAUACAAAUGGUGAUGAUAAUAAUGACAAAAAUAGUAAGGCAUUAAAGAGAACCUCUGGCAAAUCUAAUGAGACUUCCGCAUUGGCAAACAAGUUUCAUUUGCUUUCACCGAUAAAUCGUGGAUCUACGCGAUCAGAAGCUAUGGAUGAGACUGAUCCUUUGCCCAAAAAGGCACCCAGUGGACUGCGCCAAGCUAUAUACAAUCGUCAUCAAACUUUGUUUGAUGACGACACGAAUGAUGGAGCUGAUAAGACAGACGAAUUCUCUUUUAUGAACUCCAUCAAACAUAGAGGCAAGCUGGCGGAGCUUCAGAUUCCUGAUGGAAAAUUACCUUCUUCGAGUGGGAACGACGAAACUGAACUACCAGGUCCUGAACCUGAAGUGCAAAAAAAGCGGAAACUAAUUAGGAAAAGGAUACAUAGGGAUGAAGAUACUGCCGAUAACGUUUUUUGA
This is a messenger RNA of Lachancea mirantina, 753 nucleotides long. Lineage: Eukaryota; Fungi; Ascomycota; Saccharomycetes; Saccharomycetales; Saccharomycetaceae. The record is from the annotation of a GenBank genome assembly.